UCGACACAGUCCAUUGCUCUUCACACCAAAUGGAUAGCGCGCAGACUCCUCGGUCGUCCUGUCGUUGCCAUUCAAAAUGAAAACAAAUCGCAAUUCCCAAUGCCGCUGGCGUUUUUUUCCGAUUGCUCACGGCUGUUCAGGGGAAUAAAGGCCCGUCCAAGGUGACCGUGAUCGAGUGUACAUUAACUUCAGAGGCGGCGGCGGUAAUAAUAAUAAUAAUUGUUCCUGCGCCACUCGCUCGGGUCACUGUCACUCCGAGCCCGGGCCUGCGGCCUCCCGUCGCCGUGGCAACGCCCGCCGGCUCCAGUCAGAGGCGCCCGGGGCCCGGCCGCUCUCGCGAGGGAGAGAUGUGUCAGCAAGAUGGCGGCUGUAGGCUGUGAGCGGCAUCGGUGAGGAGAGAGAGAGAGAGAGACACACACACAGACGCUACUCAACAGACACGUCGACAGAAGUGUGCGAGCGCAGACCCAGCCCGUUGGGGCUGUCCGACGAGUGCUGCCGCCGUCGUUGCUGGCCUGAGAUGAGCCCAGAGAGCGAUCGGGCUGGGUAACCCUCUGCCGAGCUACCUGCUGCCAGCGAGAGGGGAGGAUGAAUCUUCAUCAGGUCCUCACCGGCGCCGUCAAUCCCGGCGACAGCUGUUUCUCAGUGGGCAACGUCGGCGAACAACCAUUCACGGCCUAUGCCUCUGGAUGUGACAUUGUCAUUUUAGCCAGUGAUUUUGAAAGACUUCAAAUUAUCCCUGGGGCCAAACAUGGAAACAUUCAAGUUGGAUGUGUUGAUUGCUCCAUGCAGGAAGGAAAGAUUGCAGCAUCAUAUGGAAAUUUAGUUUGCAUUUUUGAGCCUAUUCCCCUUUUAAAUCGGGAAAGUAAGCAUUCUAGGCUGAAUUAUCAAUGGCAAAAAAGUGGACAGUUUGUAUUGGAGUCAAAGGCGCAUAAUUUAGCAUGGGAUCCUCAAGGAAUCCGUCUUUUGACGGGCUCCAAUUCUUUACAGCUCUGGGCCAACAAAAAUCAAGAGAUGGAUAUAAAUGAAGAGGAAGCUACAGAUGGGACAGAUCCAAAUGAAGUUAACAAUUGGCAAUGCAUCUGGGAAUCUGAAACUGCAACACCCAUCCAUCUAUUAAAGGUGUCUCCAGAUGGUGAAUUUUUUGCCACUGCAGGAAAGGAUGAUUGUCUUGUGAAAGUGUGGUACAAUUCCAGCAGCUGGCAGUCAGCAAUGAUGACACCAAUCACCCCAAUGGACAAAGAGGAAGACGACAUUGAUUUUUCCUUUGUGUAUUUAGCCCAUCCUCGGGCUGUGACAGGAUUCUCUUGGCGGAAGACCAGCAAGUACUUGCCAAGGGGCUCCACAUGUCAUGUCUUGCUGACCUGCUGCAAGGACAAUGUUUGUCGGUUAUGGGCAGAGACAUUACUACCAAGUGAUAGUUUGCUUUCUGGUGAGGGCUACACCCAGUGGUCUGAAUCUGUUACUGCAAGCAGCAACCUCAAAAGAAAUAUUUCCAGUCGGGAAAAGUUGAAUAUUGGACCAUUUCGAAUAGGCAGGAGGAGGUCAUCUGGCCUUGUUGCACAUACUGGGUAUUUACCAAAUCAACUAGAUGCACAUGAACUCCAUAGGAAUGCGCCCCUACAUGCAAAUUCACUUUGUCAUUUUCAUAUAGCAGCCAGUAUUAAUCCAGCAACAGACAUUCCGCUCCUGCCUUCCAUCACUUCAUUAAGUUUAAGUGAAAAUGAAGAAACUAAUGGACCCUUUGUAGUCCAUUGGCUAAAUAAUAAGGAGCUGCAUUUCACCUUGUCAAUGGAAGUCUUUUUGCAGCAGUUGCGAAGAAGUUUGGAGCAGCCGUCUCCAGAGUCUGGAAAUGAGGAAUUUGGACAGAUGGAGAACCAAUCUGAUGAAGACAAAGAUGCUGGGGAAAAAACUUCUUCAGAUGUGAUGAUAGAUCAUAAGAUCGACAUGCUGUUAGCUGAAUGGAACAAAAAUGCAGACAUGCUCUUCAGUAUUCAUCCUAUGGAUGGCUCUUUAUUGGUGUGGCAUGUUGACUGGUUGGAUGAAUAUCAACCUGGGAUGUUUCGACAAGUGCAGAUUUCAUUUGCCUCUCGGAUUCCUGUUGCAUUUCCGACUGGUGAUGCAAACUCUCUCAGCAAGAGCAUAGUUAUGUAUGCCUGCACAAAAAAUGUAGAUAUGGCUAUUCAACAAGGGAAACAGAAGCCACAUGGUCUGACUCAUUCCUCAUCUGGCAUGUUAAUUUCUGCUGGCCAUAAUAAAUCAUCUGGGAAUCUAAAACUGAGUAUCUUCACACCUAAUGUGCUCAUGAUCUCAAAACACGCAGACGGAUCCUUGAAUCAGUGGGCAGUCAGCUUUGCAGAAGAAUCUGUAUUUUCAACAGUCCUUGGUGUAACUCAUAAGUCUCGUUACUGUGGCCAUCGCUUUCAUCUGAAUGACUUGGCUUGCCAUUCAGUUUUACCAUUACUUUUAACUACUUCAUACCACAAUGCGCUACGAACACCGGAUGGCAUGUGCCUUUACAAUGAUGGAUGGAGCUUUGACCCAUUACGAUGUAGCAGUUCGUUGUCAAGUAAUCAGAGGGAAAAUACCACAGCAGCUACCUUCCAGGAUUCUAAUUCGAUAUAUAGUGAACUAAUUUUGUGGCGAGUUGAUCCUGUCGGGCCAUUGUCGUAUUCUGGAGGGGUAUCGGAGUUGGCGAGGAUCAAUUCUCUGCAUGUUUCAGCCUUUUCAAAUGUGGCUUGGCUGCCAACUCUAAUCCCAAGCUACUGUCUAGGUGCAUACUGCAACUCUCCUAGUGCAUGUUUUGUGGCAAGUGAUGGACGGAACUUACGAUUAUAUCAAGCUGUUAUUGAUGCUAAAAAGCUUUUGAGUGAGCUUUCUAAUCCAGAAAUCUCUAGGCUUGUUGGAGAGGUUUUCAGUAUUGUGAGUCAACAGUCCACAGCAAGACCAGGCUGCAUUAUUGAACUGGAUGCUAUCACUGAACUUUACGGGAAAGAAACACAAUUGCUUCAUGUCUUUAAAGAGGAUUUUAUAUUAGUUAAUCAAUCCAUGAAAAGGCAGAAAAAUGAAAAGAGCGGAACAAACAAAACAAGUCCACGGCAGGAAACAGAAAAGCCACAACAUGGAUUUUCCGAAAAAUUCUUUUUGGUAGUGAUUGAGCAUAAACAGAACAGCCAAUCGCUAUUGCAUAUGUGGCAUUUACACCUGAAAUCCGAUCCAAUCUCCAUUGAUCACUCCACUAAGAAUUCUUUGGUGCCUCCAGAGGAACAGAAUGGCCCUUCCUCUGAAAAGAUAUAUUCACCUUUCUUCAAAAAAUAUCAGGCUUGUAAAGCAAAUUUACAAAGCGCCAGUCGACUUGCUCUCAUCUCAACAAGAGUUUAUAGCCGAGAGUUACCUCUGCCAGAAGGUGUUGAAAUUAUUCGAGCCACUCCCUCUGCAGGGCACCUGAGUUCCUCAUCAGUUCACCCAGCAUGUCUUGCUCCGUAUCUUCUGGCAACUUCCUGCACAGAUGGAAAAGUUAGAUUCUGGCGCUGUAGAGUGUCAGCUCUUCCGAUGUCUUCUGCAGCUGGAGAUGGUGUGGAGAAUGAUCUAGUUUAUUCUUGGGAAGAAUGGCCUCUGCUGAUUGAAGAAGGACUUCAGAACAGCAGUGCAGUUACUGUACCAGGAAGGCCUGUGGAUGUUUGCUGUUCAUACACAAACCGGCUGGCUGUGGCUUACAAAAAGUCUUUUCCAGUUCAUGAACAUUCCAGUAAGCACUUCACCAUGCAUGUGGGUAUAUUUGAAUGUGAAUCAACUGGAGCCUCUCAAUGGAUUCAUGAACAAACAAUACACUUGGAUGACUUUAGUCACACAGGUCCAAUUUUGGACCCAAGAAUCAGCAUUGAUAGUAACCUAGUCCUUCAUAAUAAAUAUCGUUUACAUUUCAACAGUGAUUAUCAAAUGACAUUUGAUGCAAAACCUUUGGUUCACUUAGACUGGGUCUCCAAGGAAGACGGAUCACACAUAUUAACUAUUGGAAUUGGAUCUAAACUUCUAAUGUAUGGGCAGGUAUCUGGAAUAAUACAAAAUCAAACAAAGAAAGAAGCACCAGCAGUUUUCUCUUUGUCUUUAUGGGAUAGUGCCAAAGAAGUAUCUCAAUCCAGAUGGAUUCUUCUCAGAAGUUUGGAUUUGGUUUCCUCAGUGGAUGGAUCGUUAUCGCUGCCAGUUUCUCUGUCUUGGGUGCGUGAUGGUAUCUUGGUUGUUGGUAUGGAUUGUGAAAUGCAUGUUUAUUCACAGUGGCAGCCUCCUGACAAAAGUGAUUCAAUGAUAACUGAAGCUGAAAGUGCCAGCAUUCCUUCAAUGGUUAGUCUAGGAAAGUGUGCUAGUACAAAUGGAUCCAACCAAUAUCUCUACAAAAAAAGCCUGGCAAGGUCAAUGACAGGGCUGGCUCAAAAAUUUGGUGGCAGAAAGGUUCCAUUUCAUUGGAAUAUUGAGAUGGAAGACUCUGGCCUUUUUGAAGCUUCUCAUGAUUUAUCUCCCACACUACCACAGUACCACCCGCUGCAGCUUUUGGAGUUAAUGGACUUGGGUAAAAUCAGGCGUGCCAAAGCCAUAUUGUCUCAUUUAGUUAAAUGUAUUGCAGGCGAAGUAAUCACUGUUAGUGAUACUGAAACCAGCCAUGAGCGACGACUCCGAUCUUUGACAAUUAGUGCAAGUGGCAGCACAGCCAGAGAUCCUCUAACUUCAAACAAAAGUGAAAAUCCUGAUUACACAGAAAUCGACUCCAUCCCUCCUCUUCCUCUAUGUGCACUUUUAGCUGCUGAUGAAGACAUUUCUCAUACGACCUUUGAAAAGAAAAUCAAUUGUGCAAAUUUUACAAAGAAAAAUGAAAGGCAUUCAACAGGAAACAACUAUGAUGAACUAUUUGCAAUGUCAAGUGUGGGUGCAGAUGAUCUAAAUAGUUUUGAUGUUGAUGAAGGCAAUAAGCAGAAGGUUAUUGACCUUUCCCAGUAUAGUCUUACCUACUUUGGUCCUGAACAUGCACGAGUACUAUCUAGCCAUUUGCUUCAUUCCAGUCUGCCUGGUCUUACCAGUAUGGAACAGAUGUUUUUGAUGGCACUGGCAGACACUGUGGCCACCAUCAGCACUGACAUUGGAGAAAGCAGAGAGAGAACCCAAGGUGGAGAAACACUUGAUGAAUGUGGCUUAAGAUUUCUUUUAGCAAUGCGGCUACAUACAUUCCUAUUAACAUCACUACCACCUGUUUAUCGAGCACAACUUCUUCGACAAGGUUUAUCUACAUGUCAUUUUGCCUGGGCCUUUCAUUCAGAAGCAGAGGAGGAGCUGCUGAACAUGAUCCCUGCAAUGCAAAGAGGAGAUCCCCACUGGUCAGAGCUCAGAUCAAUGGGAGUGGGGUGGUGGGUGCGCAGCACAGUCAUUCUUCGCAGGUGUAUAGAGAAGGUUGCCAAAGCUGCAUUUCAAAGAAACAAUGAUCCUUUGGAUGGAGCUUUAUUUUAUCUUGCAAUGAAGAAAAAGGCUGUACUCUGGGGCCUAUUCAGGUCCCUUCAAGAUAGAAAAAUGACAGAGUUUUUUGGAAAAAAUUUCAACGAUGAUAGAUGGAGAAAGGCUGCAUUGAAGAAUGCUUUUGCGUUAUUAGGGAAACAGAGAUUUGAACAAGCUGCAGCUUUCUUCCUUUUGGCUGGUUCCCUAAAGGAUGCAAUUGAGGUUUGUCUUGAAAGACUUCACGACAUUCAGUUAGCGCUUGUUAUAGCAAGAUUGUAUGAAUCAGAGUUUGAAGUGUCCUCCACUUACAAGUCUAUACUUAUAGAAAGGAUCCUAGGCUUUGAUAAGAAGAGCAAAGAUUUUAACCUUUCUUUAAGAAAUUCUGAUCCUGUAUUGAGAAGUAUGGCUUCUUGGAUUCUGGAAGAUUACACAAACUCCCUGAAUACACUAUUGGAGCAAGGGACGAGAGACGUCGAUGAUUCUGAUGGAGUAACAGAAUGCAGUAAGUCCGUUUCAUGCAAUCCAGGAGUAUUCAAUUUCUACAAUUAUUUGCGGACCCAUCCUCUUUUAUUGCGAAGAUAUUUUGCUUCUUCAGAGAAGAUGGUAUCACAAAUGGGCUUAACUGUGGAAAGUGGCUUGGCAGAUAAAAUAAGUCUAGCUGAAAGAAGACUAUUCUUUACAACUGCAAAUGCCCAUUUUAAAGCUGGCUGUCCAAUGCUAGCUCUUGAAGUCUUGUCUAAAAUGCCAGUUGUCAACAUGAAGUCAAAGAUUUUACAAAAUAAAGGAAGCUCUUAUCUGACUGUCAUUUCCCCAAUAGAAAAAACUACGUGCACACUUUUGGAUUUUGAUUCAUCUUCACCAACCGUAAAUGGUUUUGGAUCCAAAGCUGCUUUUAAUUGGCUGUCAAAUGGGCAAUCUAGUUCAUCACUUAGUGUUGAUUGGAGUCAAUCCUCACUAGUUGUUGAAGAUCAGCCAUUAGAAUUAAAAUGGGAUAGUGAUAAAGAGGAUGACCAGGAAGAAGUUGGUCUUACAAUGAAAGAGAUACAUUCACCUUGUUCCAGCAUUACGGAGAUACAAGAGAAACAUUGCUGCAAUGCAAAUUUCACCAGUUCAUCUGAAGAAUUUUUAAGUCCUUCAGAAGAUGUUAUAGCAGCACAACUAAAAUUUGGAGCAUGUUUGAAAAUACUCACAUCGGAGCUGCGUACUCUCUCUACCGGUUACGAGGUAGAUGGUGGAAAACUCCGCUAUCAGUUGAACAAAUGGCUCGAGAGGGAAAUUAUGGCCCUACAGAAAACGUGCAAUUACAAUGUUGCGGAAGACAGAAAAGAUAAUUCUGAAGGUCUCUGGGAUGAAUUACCCAAUGAAGAGCAGAUGGAAAAUGGAGUCAUUGACCAACAAAGGACAUUACACCACCAAGAGUAUUUGCAAAGAAGGCGGCUGUGGCUUUUCCAAAACCAGCCGCUUCUAAGGAUGUUCCUUAGUUAUUGUAGUCUUCAUGGAUCACACGGUGGAGGUUUGGCAUCAGUCAGAAUGGAGUUGAUUCUUCUUUUGCAAGAAUCUCAGCAGGAGCAUUCAUUGGAACAGACUACUAGUCCUUUGCUACAACUGGCAUCAAUCCCUCUCCUGUUCGCCUGUACUGCAAGUGCUAAAAUUGUAGUGGCGAAUCCCAGACUCCAUCUGAGCAACCUAACUCAUGAUAUUGUGCAUACCAUCGUGGAAUUUGAUUCACCUCCACAUCCAGACAUCAGAAAUAACCAGAUCCAUGUAUUGCACACUAUUGCUGCUUCGCUGUCGGCAUGCCUCUACCAGUGUCUGUGUGAUGGCCACAGUAACGGUUCUUUGUAUGCAAACCAAUUCACUGGAAUGGUCUAUCAGAGUUUUCUGUUUACACAGCAACGAUCAAACAGAGCAGCGAGUUUAGAUUGCUCAGUGACUCCCAAUACAUCUCCUGACCAAUGGCCAGGAAUAAAGGAACUGAUUCAGCUCUUAAAUUCAGCUGGAGAUGAAGACAAGCCCAAAUUAACAGUUCUACUUUGUGAGGUGUUGACAGCAAUUUAUCUUAGCCUUUUUGUUCAUGGUUUGGGAACUCAUUCCAGUAAUGAGCUCUUCCGUAUCGUGACUCAUCCUCUUAACAGUAACAUGUGGGCUGCAAUUUUUGGUGGAGGUGCACAUGUACCUGCAACGGACCAAAUCCAGGCCACAGCUACGACAGUAGAAGCGUUAGAAGAGUUAUCUGAUCCAGAGCUGCAGAUUGAUCCCUACCAUUUCAGUAUGUCUGAGGCUGAAGUAGUUAAGGUUACUGGUGAGGUUGCUCCCACUGAUGAGAACUAUGACAGCCAUUUUAUGAGCAUAACGUCAAGACCAAUGAUCAGAGAUUCUGAAACAGCCUCUCCCAACCAUGCUUCUCCUGAUGUAAACCAGAAGAUUCCUGUUUAUAAAGAGAAUUUUAUCCCACCAGAGCUUAGUAUCUGGGAUUACUUUAUUGCAAAGCCCUUCCUUGCCCCGUCACAGAGCAAAGAUGAAUAUGAUUCGGACGAAAGCCAAGAUAGUGACGAUGAAGAUGAUGCAUUUUCUUCAGACGUACAGCUUCAAGAGCAUUCAAAUCCUAAUUCUUUCAGCUGGUCACUGAUGCGAUAUGCUAUGGUGCAGUUGGUGCUGCAUAAAUUAAAGAACUUUUACCCAAUGGCAGGCCUGCAUCUUUCAGAACUCCCGGUUUGUUCUCCUUCUUGUCAUGCAAUUUUAAAGACACUUCAGCGCUGGGAACAGGUACUACUUCGACGACUUGAGUUAUUUGGUGGUCCACCUCCAGACUUCAUCUCAAUGCAUGCCAAUGAAGGCACUAUAUCUUCAGGUCCUGCCCUUCUCAUCCAUAAAGUGUUACUAGAACCGACAAAUACGCCGUUCAAGUCAAAACACCAUACUGCACUUCCAGUUAAAAGACUUUGGCAGUAUCUUGUGAAACAGGAAGAGGUGCAAGAGACUUUCAUUAGAAAUAUUUUCACCAAAAAAAGAUGUCCAAAUGAGUCAGUAGACAACUCCAAUGAAAAAGUCAGAAAUUCUAUGACGGAGGAACCUAGCAUCAACAAGGUGGAAACAGAUGCUGGUUAUCCUGGUGGUAGAGCGAGGAUUGUUCACAAAGAAUCGGACAUCAUUACAGCAUUCGCAAUAAAUAAGGCUAAUCGGAAUUGCGUUGCGAUCGCCACCAGCCAUGAUAUCCAAGAGCUGGAUGUUUCUGCAAUCUUGGCGACCCAGAUUUAUGCUUGGAUUGAAGAUGAAUUUGAACAGGAUUCAAAAGGGUAUGAAAAAUCAGAUGAAUUCCUGGUGGUUCAUGCGAGAGAGGAUUUUGGUGAUUUGCAGUGCAGCACUCCAUAUACCCCCAGUGUUCCUGGCAUCCCUAUAAACAUGCCAUGGUUAGGCAGCACACAGACUGGAAGAGGAGCAUCUGUGAUGAUAAAGAGGAAUAUGAAUAAUGCCAGGAGAAUGGCUUCACAUCCAACACUACCUUACUAUCUGACUGGUGCUCAAGAUGGCAGUGUUCGGAUGUUUGAAUGGGGCCACUCACAUCAACUAGCAUGCUUUCGACCUUCUGGUAAUUCUAGAAUAACAAGAAUCCGAUUUAAUCAUCAGGGUAACAAGUUUGGCAUUGUAGAUGGAGAUGGAUAUCUGAGCUUCUGGCAAACAAAUCCAAUUGCUUUAGGAGCCACUCCAAAACCUUAUUUGACUUGGCAGUGCCAUAACAAAACAGCAAAUGAUUUUGUUUUUGUUAGUUCCUCUACUUUAAUAGCUACGGCAGGGCAGUCUAGUGAUAACAGGAAUAUCUGCCUCUGGGAUACACUUGUGCCACAAAGUAAUAGUCUCAUUCACGCAUUCACAUGUCAUGAAAGUGGAGCUACUGUGUUGGCAUAUGCAUCAAAGCAGCAGCUUUUAUUAUCUGGUGGAAGAAAAGGUUUCAUCUGUAUACUCGAUCUACGCCAGCGACAAUUACGUCAGACGUUUCAGGCUCACGAUUCGCCUAUUAAAGCGAUUGCUGUGGAUCCAACAGAGGAAUACUUCAUUACAGGGUCUGCUGAGGGUAACAUGAAGAUUUGGAGUUUGUCCACUCUCAACCCGAUUCAUACAUUCUCAAAUGAGCAUGCUCGACAGUCGCUCUUCAGAAACAUAGGAACAGGAGUCAUGCAAAUAGAGACUGGUCCGGCAAAUCAUAUAUUCUCCUGUGGAGCUGAUGGGACAAUGAAAAUGAGGAUCCUGCCAGAUCGCUUUAGCACAGGAAGUGGAAAAUUGGAUAUCUGGCAAAAUGAUGUAAAAUUUAUACUAUAACAAUAUAAAUGAACAAUUUAUAUUAUUAUAGUGAUACUAUCAGCACAAUCCGUUGUAACUUAAAUCUACCAAAAUAUUUGUUUAUUAAGAGUGAAACAAACACUGGUGCCACACAUAGGAUAGGUGUUGGGCUAAAGUGUUGGGGGGGGGGGGGGAGUGCUUAUUCAUUUUUAAUUAAUGCACUGAUGCCUUAAGAAGAUUGGACACUUAAGGACUUUGUUAAUAGUUGGAAGGAGGAAUUGAAUCUAAAUGUGUCAAAAUAUGAGAAUGAAGUGAUUUUCUUGUAAAACAUGGUAAAAUAUAUUUGCUGCUAUAAAGCUUUUUGUUGAAACUGGUUGCUGAUAUUUUUGAAGUGUCAAAAUGUACAGUGCUUUAAGAAGUCAAAGUAUAAGAUAUAAUAAUUAUCUUUUUUAUGCUUGUAUUAAAAGUUUAUAUAUGAUAUAAAGUUAUCAUUUGAAUUGUGACCAUUCCUUAUUUUUAGCUGUAGGAAGUCCCUGAAAUACAAGCUAUAAAUAGAUUUUGCUUAUCUUCAUAUGGGAGAAUGCAACUGGUGCUCCAUACUGGCAAGGGAGAGGGGGGAAACAAAUCUUGUACAGCAUUGUACUGUAAAAUGAAAGGUACAUUUGUAAAAAAGAACAUUUGUGUUGUGCUGGAGCUAGAAAUUAUCUACUGAAAUUUAAAUAUUCCUUACAACACAACUAUUAUAUUUAAAUUAUUUUCUAUCUAUGUGCAAAGUACAUACGCCGAGAGGGCAUCAAAUAAAUCUCUCCUUUCACUGCUGCUUUGCAUGAGCUCACCAAUGGAUAUGUUGCAGUUGAGCUAGGGUUGCUUGGCAUCUGAAAUUACCAAGAUUAGUAACUCGUGAUGUGGGGCAAUCAUGGGCACAACUGCAUCCUACUAUCUAGUUUUGCAAUGUGUUGAUCCGACUGUAAAUGCUUUUAAAUGUUUCAGCCUACACCAUGUGAAUAAAACUCCAUUUUAAAUGCAGUUGGGAAUGGUGAGAAAACUCCUAACCACUGCACCUAAACAGUAACAUUCUGAAGGUUUUAUCUCAAGAAGCAUGCUAAGGUGGGCAAGAUUUAUGAUGUCUAGAGCUCAAAGUUUAAAAAAAUUGUAUCUUUUUUAUAAUCAAAUGUUUAAAUGCAGUACUUAAUGGAAAAUAAGCCAAAACCAGAAUAAAGGCUGCAGCCUUCCUUUCUAUAAACCAGAAAAGUAAAAGUUGCGUAUUUAUUAUCUGAUUGUUAAUUAUCUUAUGAAAUGAAGAUUAAAUGCUGAUAACUUUAAGGAGUUACUAUUUCUUUAAGAUAAAUCUUAAGCCAAUAGUCAUCAGAUUUUUGUAUUUACCCUUGCAUAUACUACCAUUCACUAUGAUCAGCCUUGUUUUUUGAAUGCAAAAGGCACUUUUUUUUAGAUGUUUCUCAUCCCAUGCUACAAAUCCAUUAGCAGAGAAAGCAGGGUGACAUGUUUUUUCUCGACUCGGAUCAUUCAUGCACCACUAAAACAUAGGUGUAGGGAAGCUGCCCAGUAUUAAUUGAACAUUCUCUCUCCACGUAAGUAUUCCCAGAUUGUACUGAUGGAGCUGAUUGGAAUCAGGUCUUCAGUACAACAUCUUCAGCAAAUUAUUUAUUACUUUGGUUUUUAAAAGGUAAUUAGGACCAAGAAAGGCAACGUUAUAGUACUUUUUUCCCUAUUCGAUGUCUUUUAAGGAUAAAUAUAUUUCUAGGCCAACCUAAUUUGUUAGAAUUAGGAAAUUGCACAACUACUGUAUAAUCAAACAGCAACCAAAUUAUUACUAAAUCCAUAUAUCAAAUAUGCAGCAGUACAUAGAACCUUGUACAGUUGGAAAUUUCUCUUGUGUUCAGGAACACAGAAUUAAUUAAAAGACAUUGUAAAAAGUAACUAUUACUAUUUCAUGUCUAAUCAAUAGUGGGAAUAGCUAUCUGUAAGUAAAGAUUAUAACAUUCACCUUGGUGAAUGGCAAUAUUUUUUGUGGAGCCGGUAGCCUGGGUAUAGAUCAGAAAAUGUAUAGCUUGGAAAAUGGUUUUUGCAUAGGGUUCAUUUUUUUAAUGUUUAAUUGACAAAUGCAACAGUUGUAGUUAGUAUAAAUGUAAUCUUAGCUGAUCAGUUUAAUGAGAUUUAUUAAUUUCAUUGGUUACAUAAAUCUGUGUUUGUGGUUAGCAAAAAAAGUAUUCUGUUCAGACAUUUACAUUUUUAUCCAUAUUGAAUGGCUUAUUUAGAAACCUUGUUAUUUUUUUGUUAUAAACUCAGGAUAUAUCAUCUUUAGAAGUGUUUUAGUACAAUUAAAAUUGUAAAAGUGAAACUUAGUUUACCUGUCAGAUAACUUUAUUUACUAGAAAAUAGAAAAGAAACAGAUCUUGAUCAUUUUAAUUGUGCAAUGAGAAAUACUAAUUUUAUUAAAACAACAUUUAUGAAAACUUUGGAAAUCUGAAGAAACAAUUUGUUCUUUUGCAUUUAUAUGAAAUAUUAUGUAAUAAUUGAUUUGAAAGAAAGUACAGCACAAGUUAAUCAUAAUCAGGUAAUUCCUGAAGUACAAGAAUCUCCGGGAUGAACACAUUUUACAAGUAAAAAUUAACCUUUUGCUUUGAAACAAAUCGAAAGAGAAGUCUGUAAUCCCAAGUAACAUUACUGGUGUCUGACUUCUUGCCUUGUCAGAAGCUGCUUUACUGAAUUCUCUUUAAAAAUGUCAAUCUUGUAUUUAAAAUUCAUAAUUGUUUCAAUAAAAUAGCAAUGAGAAUCAA
This is a messenger RNA of Amblyraja radiata (thorny skate), 12557 nucleotides long. RefSeq names its product Dmx like 1 (gene dmxl1). The transcript is spliced from 45 exons. Gene Ontology annotation, biological process: vacuolar acidification. NCBI's taxonomy places the organism in Eukaryota, Metazoa, Chordata, Chondrichthyes, Rajiformes, Rajidae. Gene Ontology annotation, cellular component: RAVE complex. Bases 589 to 9798 code for a protein of 3069 amino acids. The record is from RefSeq and is a predicted model, not a curated record. Gene Ontology annotation, molecular function: protein binding.